Eubalaena glacialis (North Atlantic right whale) is the source of this 2566-nucleotide messenger RNA. RefSeq names its product hepatitis A virus cellular receptor 2 (gene HAVCR2). The record is from RefSeq and is a predicted model, not a curated record. Bases 1 to 993 code for a protein of 330 amino acids. The transcript is spliced from 7 exons. Lineage: Eukaryota; Metazoa; Chordata; Mammalia; Artiodactyla; Balaenidae.
AUGGGUGAGCUCUUUUCCUGGCUGACAAUUACCCGUUGUCUGAUUGUCUAUUUCCAUCAGCACUGCCCUUCGGUGUUCACAGGACCGGCCACAGUUCUCUCCUGGGGCACUGGUUCUCAAAGGUCUUUGGAAGGAGUAUAUGUGUCUGAGGUGGGUCAGAAUGCUGAUCUGCCCUGCACCUACUCUCCAACCACCCCUGAGAAUCUCGUGCCUGUGUGCUGGGGCAAGGGAUCCUGCCCUGUAUUUGAAUGUCACAGUUUGGUACUCAGCACUGAUGGAAGGAACUUGAGCUAUCGGACAUCCAGCAGAUACCUACUAAAGAGGAAUUUCCGCAAAGGAGACGUGACCUUGACCAUAAAGAAUGUAACUUUAGCUGACAGUGGGACCUAUUGUUGCCGGAUCCAAUUCCCGGGCCCCAUGAAUGAUCAAAAAUCAAACCUGGAGUUGGUCAUCAAACCAGUUGUUUCUGCUGCCCCUUUGAUUCCCUGCAACAAGCUCUCUGCUCUCAGAGAAGCCUCAUCCUUACGUUGGUUUCUGUCUUUAGCCAAGGUCACCCCUGCUCGGACUCCGUGGAGGGACAUCACUACAGCCUUUCCAAGGACGCUCCCCACCGAGGGACCUGGCUCAGAGACACAGACACUGGAGACCCUCCAUGAUAAAAAUCAAACAGAAAUAUCCACACUGGCUAAUGAGUUACAAGACCUGGGCGCCACCACCAGAAUAAGCCUCUACAUCGGAGCAGGGGUUUCUGCUGGGCUGGCUCUCGUUCUUAUCUCUGGUGCUUUAAUUCUCAAAUGGUAUUCUGAUAGCAAAGAGAAAAUACAAAAUUUAAGCGUCAUCACUUUGGCCAGCCUCCCUCCCUCGGGCUUAGUGAAUACAGCAGGAGAGGGGAUGCAUGCAGAGGAAAACAUCUAUAUCAUUGAGGAGAACGUAUAUGAAAUGGAGGAUCCAUACGAGUAUUACUGCUCCGUCAGCAGCGGGCAGCAGUCCUGACAACCCCUGGGCUGUUGUCUUUCAACGCCACCAGAUUCACCACUUCCUUUUGGGGUUUGGUGUUAUCUUCUUUGAAAACUAUGAGAUGGCUCACCUGACUGGUUUUAGAGGUUCUGUUCUUGGCCACCGAGCAGAGUUUUUCCAUGUUCUAAAGAUAAGUAGCUCACCCAAGGAUUGAACUGGGACCAGCAUUGUACUUAGACAGGCACAACAUUACCUCUGUGUUCCCGCCACCCAACUCGGAGACUGCUAAUCAGGGCAUUAGAGCUCAAAUGGGCUUUUAUAGAGAGUAGGAAUUCUUAAUAUGGGGUCUCUGGAAUUCCAGAUAUUCAGUUAUAUGGUGUGUCCAUGAAGCUCCUGAAAAUACAGGGGAAAUUAUGUGCUGAGAUACGUGCGUGUCUUUUUCGGUACAGGAAGUCUAAAGGGACCGCCGAUGCUCAAAGAGCUCUGUGCACCGUAGCAGGUUAGGAAACUAUUGGAGUAGGAGUAGAUGGUCUUGAAGGUUCCCUUUGAGUCUCAAGGUUUAUGCUUCUUUGAAUGUUGACUCUGUGACAGUACGUGCCAGUGCAUAGCUCUCCUUGGCCUAAGUUAAGAAGACUGCCCAGCAAGGCCUGCGGUGUGGCAGGUGCUUCUGGAGAAGAAGGAAGUACGCUCAGUGUGUGUUGACAGGUUUUGCUUAGGGUGCACUCAGAGGGAAAGCUCUCUUACCAACUUCUCCAUUCAUGGCGAGAAGUGGAGCUGUGUUUUUCACAAAAGAAGAAGCAGUGACUGGGACACAAAUUCUGUUUCCUGGUGGAAAGUAGGUAAAGGGCUCCAGCCAUCUGUAUUUAUCCAUGUCAGAUCCCCUGAUGGAAAGACAAUGGUCCUUAAGCUUCAGUUCCAAGAUGGUAGAGAGUAGGUCUAUCUUGCCUAUUUGCUUCCUCCCCAGUCUUGGCACAGCUCUGACACAUAAUACUGAUAUAAAUUUACUAAAUAUCUUUGGAGUGAAAAAAUUAAAGAAGCAGAAAGGUAGAUUUCUGGGAAGACUUUUCCAUUGGAGAGCUCAGAUAGAGCUUCACUUGUUGGGGAACUCGAAAAUACUCCUAAGCUCCUGUUUCUGCUCUUGUCCAGCAUCUGCUCUUCUCAGCAUCCUCUCCCGGCUCAGGCCCUUGGAAGUGUGUUAUUGUCUUUUUUCCCCUUUCUGCUGAAUGAAUCAACAAUAGGGACCUGUCGCUGCCUGAAAACUGCCUUCCCCAGGUGAUGACUGAGCUGCUACUGCGUUGCAUGCAGGAGAUGUUGGUCACCAAGGAUGCGGGCAGCCUGUCUGUUACAGUGUUUGGGCUGCAUCUGGGCGGUAUUGGGAAGCACUGGCUUUCUACAGGGAGAUUUGUAAGGGAGAUCAUUUUGCAAAGUUCCAGGCAGUAGCUUUUAAACAAGCUGAAAAAUUAAGUGUUUUAAAUUUAUGAAAUUCUAGAGGGAAGAGACCACAGAAAACAUAUGGACCAGAUCAAUGAUUGCCCCACAAAAGGGAUUCUUAUUCUGCAAAAAUCUUUACACAAGGAUAUGUACACAAGGACGAUCAUUGCAAUGGUGU